Molecule: messenger RNA, 3360 nt
Organism: Eriocheir sinensis (Chinese mitten crab)
Lineage: Eukaryota; Metazoa; Arthropoda; Malacostraca; Decapoda; Varunidae
Product: RNA cytidine acetyltransferase-like
Exons: 19
Coding region: 299-3304 (1001 amino acids)
Biological process (GO): rRNA acetylation involved in maturation of SSU-rRNA
Cellular component (GO): nucleolus; 90S preribosome
Molecular function (GO): tRNA binding; 18S rRNA cytidine N-acetyltransferase activity; ATP binding
Source: RefSeq, a predicted model, not a curated record
AUGUUUAUAGCUAUGUCAGUGGUGGAGUUACAGUGGAGGAGGACUUUGAAAUGUUUGUGAAAGUUGUGCUUCGUGUGAUCUUCUUGAACGGGAUCACUAAACAAAGGCGCUACAGAACACUUGCAUAUAGCUACGUUCAUUCACUUCUGCACGGCUACCUGAACGCUCUUCCAUGCCUCAGCCUCCCAGACCAACGCAUGGGUACACUCAGCAUGCCCACACCUACACUCAACGAGCCCCCCAGUCACCACGAGUCAAACAUUAAAGAUCUAGUUUCCAUCUGACUUAACAGAGCAAAAUGGUGAAGAAGAAAAUAGACAAUCGAAUUCGCAUCCUAAUUGAAAAUGGAAUGUUACUGGGCCACAGGACCCUCGUGGCGCUGGUUGGGGACAAGAGCAGAGAUCAGGUUGUGUACUUACACCACAUGCUGUCAAAAUCCAGUCUUAAGCAAGCCAGUGUUCUGUGGUGUUACAAGAAGGAGCUGACUUUCUCCUCUCACCGAAGAAAGAGAAUGAAGCAGCUCAAGGCUAAAAUCAGGUCUGGACAGGCAGAGAUUAAUGAGGAUGACCCCUUUGAAAUGUUUGUAUCCAUGACUGACAUCAGGUACUGCUUCUACAAAGAGACUCACAAGAUUUUGGGCAAUACUUACAAGAUGUGUGUGCUGCAGGACUUUGAGGCUUUGACACCCAACAUCCUGUGCCGAACGAUGGAGACGGUGGAAGGCGGAGGACUCAUAGUGUUGCUGCUGCAGAGCCUCACCUCCCUGCGCCAGCUGUACACCCUCAGCAUGGAUGUGCACGCCCGCUACCGCACAGAGGCUCAUCAGUACGUGGUGCCGAGGUUCAACGAAAGGUUUAUUCUGUCCCUGGCAUCCUGUCCUGCCUGUGUAGUGAUGGAUGACCACCUGCGUGUCCUUCCCAUCUCCACCCAUCUGAGGGACCUCCAGCCAGUGGCUCCACCAUCCACCAGCAGCCCUUUGUCGCCCCAAGACCAGGAGUUGAAGGACCUGAAAGAAUCGUUAAAAGACAAUCCUCCAAUUGGACUUUUGGUUGAUCUCUGUAAAACAUUAGAUCAGGCCAAGGCAGUCCUCCAGUUUGUGUUGGCCAUCACGGAGAAGACGCUGCGCACCACGGUCACUCUCACCGCCGGUCGGGGAAGAGGCAAGUCUGCAGCGCUUGGACUGGCCAUAGCUGGUGCAGUAGCGUUUGGCUAUUCCAACAUCUUCGUCACUUCACCGAGUCCUGAGAACUUGAACACCUUGUUUGAGUUUGUGCUAAAGGGACUGAACACGAUGGGCUAUGAGGAGCACCUCAACUACCAGGUCCUGCGAUCAGCUGACCAACAGUUCAACAAGUGUGUCAUGAGGAUUGUGGUGACGAGAGAGAGGCAGCAAGUCAUACAGUAUAUAGCUGCUGGUGAGAGCAGCUGCCUGGGUCAAGCCGAGUUGGUGGUGAUAGAUGAAGCUGCUGCCAUUCCUCUGCCCUUGGUCCGGCAGCUCCUCGGCCCAUACCUUGUGUUCUUGUCCUCCACUGUGUCUGGGUAUGAGGGCACUGGAAGGUCCCUUUCUCUCAAGCUGAUUGACCAGCUCAGAAAUCAGACAAAGGAAAAAGUUGGGGAGAACAACAGCACAGACAAGACAAUGAACGCAUCUGAAUUAGGACGAGUCCUGCAUGAGGUCACUCUGGAGGAGUCCAUCAGGUACAAAACUGGUGACCCAGUGGAGGCUUGGCUGCACCAGUUGCUGUGCCUCGAGGCUUCUCUACCUCCGUUGCCUCCUGUGGUAACUCCUCCCAGUGAAUGCCAACUCUUCUAUGUCAACCGAGACACCUUGUUUGGCUACCACAAGGUAUCAGAAAGGUUCUUGGCCCAGGUGAUGGGCUUGCUGGUGUCCUCUCACUAUCGGAACACCCCAGAUGACCUCCAGACUCUCUCUGACGCCCCGGCCCACCACCUCUUUGUCUUGCUGCCUCCACAGGACCAGACAAAGGGAGACACACUGCCUCCAGUAUUUGUGGUCAUGCAGGUGGCCUUUGAGGGAAAGAUCUCCAGGUCGUCAGUCAUGUCUGCGCUGACCCAAGGGGAGAAGCCGGCAGGAGACCUCAUCCCUUGGACCAUCAGCAACCAGUUUCAGAAUUAUGAUUUUCCUCAACUGUCGGGUGCUCGGAUAGUUCGUAUUGCCACUCAUCCAGGCUUACAAAGGAAAGGCUAUGGUAGCCAUGCUAUGACACUGCUGACUGAGUACUACAGUGAAGCAUCCGUCCAUGCUGACUAUGUGGACUCUGCCCCCGCUGAGCAGCAGCUGGCCCACGUGGUGCAAGACCCUCAGGUCAGCCUGUUAGAAGAGAAACUGGGCCCCAACACCCAGUCUCUAUCACUGCUGCAGCCAUUGUCGGAGCGGCCCCCAGAAGCCCUUCACUACCUUGGAGUGUCCUAUGGAGUAACUCACCAACUCCUCAACUUCUGGAAGCGUGCUGGAUUCACCACUGUGUAUUUGAGCCAGGUAUCCAACAGUACCACGGGGGAGCACACCAUGAUAAUGCUGAGGGUAUUGGGGGAGGACAAGGAGGCUCGGCCACAGUCCUGGCUGGCAGAUCUUUGGUUUGACUUCAGGAAGAGAGUUAUUAACCUCUUGGCUUCAGCUUUCAAGAGUUAUGACUGCAAGUUUGCUCUCAACCUCUUGACCAACAACAUCUAUAAGAAGAAAGCUGAAGGCCUCAGCAUGAUGGAGCUGCAGCUUCACUUCAUCCAGGGUGACUUGCAGCGGCUGGAGGAGUUCACCCGCCACCAGUGUGAGGCGCCCUUCAUCACAGACAUCCUGCCUGCCCUCGGACGCUUGUACUUCCUCAGAAAGAUUAAAGACUUUAAGCUGAAGCCUGUUAAAACUGCCAUUCUUUGUGGAGUUGGAAUUCAGCGCAAGACACCAAAAACCGUUGCAGCUGAGCUUGGUAUUGCACAAAGCAUUGUAAUGAGCCAGAUGCAUUCCCUCAUCAGUGACCUGACAAAACAAAUGAGGAAAGUAUGGGAAGAGGCAUCAGCAGCUGCUGUGACAAAUGGGGAAAAUGAUGAAGGCAUCCUGCAAGACUUGGCGCUGAGCAUGAAGGAAAGUGUUAAGAAAAUGAAGGCCAAAGAAGAGGAUGACAGACAAAAGGUUACACAGCUAAUUGAUAUCACCCAGUUUGGUAUCAAGGCCAUGGAACAAGAGAUAAAAGAACCUGUUGUCAGCAAAAGAAAAAUCAAGUUGGACAAAGGGGAAAAAGGGAAAAAGAAAAAAAGCAAGAAUGAGGCCAUUCAAGUAGAUAGCUAGUUCUGAGUGCCCUAAAAUUUGUAAUAUUGUUUAAAUAAAUACUACAGACAUAUAAA